AUGCAUCACUAUCGCCUCUCGCCGCACUGCUGGGCGACACUUUACCUCCUCUGCGGCUGUGGCACCGCCGAAAAGGUUGAGGACUGCCAGGCCACGGGCAGGUCUUUGAUCCAGAGUAAAGUCACUUCGAGAUGGACCCGGGACUGUGCAGAGUUGGUCCGAGAUGACUGCAGCUUUCAGACGGAAGAAGGGAACAGCUUCCUCUGCAAAAUCGAGCAUGGCUCCCGGCUGAUGUAUACGACUUGGAUACGGCCCGGGUCUUCCGUCCUGGAAGUUGGAGCACGGUAUGGUCAAACGACCUGCUUGCUCUCCAAGCUCCUACAGCCAGACUCUACCGGCGCCAGGUUGCACGCCUCUGAUGCUGACCCCCAAGUCUGGGAUGUACUGGAAGGGAACCUUUAUCAGCACGGCUGCCAUGCGACAGUGGUUCGCGGCCCUGUUGGGACGAGCAGCCUAAAGUUCGAGCUCCACAACUACGGCAGUCGCACAAUAAGCCUCGAUGACCCUCGGCCGGGCGUGGUGGUUCCUGCGCAUAGCCUCCGGUCUCUGAACGCAACGUUUGACACUCUGGCCAUUGACUGUGAGGGCUGCUUUGGUAGCUUCCUCGAGGAGAAUCCCGAUCUACUGGAGAAACUGUCCAU
Symbiodinium necroappetens is the source of this 641-nucleotide messenger RNA. The record is from the annotation of a GenBank genome assembly. NCBI's taxonomy places the organism in Eukaryota, Dinophyceae, Suessiales, Symbiodiniaceae.